AUGGAGGAGCCUUUCUAUAUCGUCGCAACCUUGAACCCGGUCCCGGGAAGGGCUCAGGAAGUGAUUGAAGCUAUCCAACCUUUCACCGAACAUGUCAAGGCCAACGAGCCAGGCUGUCUCCAUUAUGAGAUGUUCCAGCCCGCAGAUGCCGUGCCUGGCAACGGGCCCAUUGUCUUAAUUGAGCUGUAA
This is a messenger RNA of Cladophialophora psammophila CBS 110553, 189 nucleotides long. RefSeq lists its product as uncharacterized. The transcript has 2 exons. Lineage: Eukaryota; Fungi; Ascomycota; Eurotiomycetes; Chaetothyriales; Herpotrichiellaceae. Bases 1 to 189 code for a protein of 62 amino acids. The record is from RefSeq and is a predicted model, not a curated record.